Messenger RNA from Ananas comosus (pineapple), 1299 nucleotides. Its product is annotated as EGF domain-specific O-linked N-acetylglucosamine transferase-like. The coding region runs from base 1 to 1299 and encodes 432 amino acids. The transcript has 2 exons. Gene Ontology annotation, molecular function: glycosyltransferase activity. Lineage: Eukaryota; Viridiplantae; Streptophyta; Magnoliopsida; Poales; Bromeliaceae. The record is from RefSeq and is a predicted model, not a curated record.
AUGAAGAGCUUGGCUCGAAGCUUGUCGAAGAGCAAUGUCGGCGCGGGGUUGCUCGCGGGGUUCCUCUUGGUCUUGCUUACCUACUUCACCAUGUCGGAGCAGUUUGUGAUCCGCGCUACGAAUCGCAGAGGUGGCAAAAAAUCCAACCAACUGGUAGAACUGAAGCCGAUCUACGACACGUCGAAUCCAGACUUUUGUGACAUGAUCGGCGACGCUCGAAUCCUCGGAAGCCACUCGACGGUCUUAUAUGUCCCUCCCCCCGAAAUCACCAAUCCUGAACCUCAAGAGUGGAAAACCCGAGUACGAACUAGCAAGCACCUUAACCGGCUCGGAUUCGUGACAAUAAAAUCGUUACGCGGUCCGUCCGAAGCCCCUCCUUGUACGGUCCGGCACGAUGUCCCCGCAGUCGUGUUCGAGCUAAGCGUCCUUACUGGGAACAUUUGGCAUGACUUCAACAACGUGAUCAUCCGCCUCUACCUCACUUCUCGUCGGUUCAAUGGCGAGGUUCAAUUCCUCAUAACCAAUCUCAAACCUUGGUUUGUCAAAAAGUAUAGUGUGAUACUCAAGAAGCUCUCGAGAUAUGAAAUUAUCGAUUUUGAUAGAAAUAAGGAGAUCCAUUGCUACCCGCGUGCCCUCAUCGGCCUUCGGAGGCAUCGCGAUUUUGGGAUCUUACCCAAUUUGCCUCCAAAAGGGUACACAAUGCUCGACUUCCGGUUGUUCAUUCGAGAAGCUUACUCGCUUCCAAAAGAUGUACCGUUAAGUUAUCGAGAUAAGCCGGAAAAGAAACCACGACUGAUGCUCAUAAAUAGGGGAGAAACCAGAAGGUUGUUGAAUAUAAAGGAAGUCGCGAAAUCGGCUGAGGAGUUAGGGUUUGAGGUGGUGGUCGUUGAGCCAAAGAGAGACCUAAACGUGACGAAAAUUGCGAAGGCGGUGGACUCAUUUGACGCGCUGAUGGGGGUGCACGGGGCCGGGCUAACUAACAUGAUUUUCCUCAGAACAAACGCCGCCAUGAUCCAAGUGGUGCCCUACGGGAAAUUGGAGCCCAUCGCCGAGAGGUGCUUCGGUUGGCCCGCGAGGGAAAUGAAAUUGCGAGAUGUCGAGUACACGAUUAGCUUGGAGGAGAGCACAUUGUUGGAGAGACUCGGGAGAGAUCACCCUGCGAUCAAGGAUCCGGAUUCAAUUCACAGAAGUGGGUUGCAAAAAGUGAGGGAGUUCUACAAGCUCAACCAAGAUGUGAAGCUAAAUGUCACAAGAUUUGCUCCCACACUAUUGAAGGCUCUUGAGCUUCUUCGCGAAUAG